CACCCCGUAGUGAUCGAAAGACAAAGCAAAUUCUCCCUGUCCAACGCGUAAAUCAGAAAUUUGUCUUCUCCUUCCCGUAGCUCCCCUGAAAUCUCCAUAACCAACCGGCGAAAAAAAAAAUAAAAUCCCUAGCCGUAAAUGCCGGAAUUCUAGUUGUCGCUGCAUCGAAUCCAUCGUGUCAGUCUUCUUCUGUCCAUUUUGCCUUCUCCAACUGCUACAUUAUUUGGGUCGUUUCCGACGAUUCAUGCUCUGUAAUUCUCAUAAGCUGAGAGAGUUCUUAAGAUGGGAAACUUGCUCUGAGUUACUCUAUUUGAUUUAUGAGGAGUUCUUAUAAUGGAAAUGUUGAACGGCAAGCAUUUGAGAUUCUUGGGGCAGUAUAUCAAUUCAAUAGCAUGCAGAUGUGUGGUUCUCCUUGGGAUUGCUUUGAUGCUGAGACUUGUUCUCUUUCCCAGAUUUUCGAAGAGUCCUCCUCCUGCUCCAUAUUUUGAGUCUUUGCUUGAGAAACCAAAAUUUUUGGAGGUCCCACAGAUCGUAUGGGGAUUGAAUAAUCAGAAAAUUGCUUUUGCAAGGGCGUGCUUGACUGCAAGAAUGUUGAAAAGGAAACUUUUGAUGCCAAACUUGAGUGCUUCACUUUUCUACAAAGAAGCCAAUCUCUUAGACCCCAUUUCAUUCGAUAAGGUCUUUCAGUUCGACACCUUCAAUUCUGUCUGCUCCAAUUUUGUCCAAUUAGGCCGUUAUCCAGAAGUUUCCAAUCAUAGUGAUGUAUUUGAGCUUCAAAAGGGAAGUGGGAGGAGAUGGAGGGUAGAGAAAGAUUUUGAGCAGUUAAUGGAGUUUAGCAAAUAUCCAUAUGAUCAGUAUGAAACAAUCAAAGUGGUUGGGAAUAACCCGUUUUUAUGGCAUGACCACUGGCCUACCAAAGACUAUGCACAGAUCUUCGAGUGCCUAGUUAUCAUAGAUGAAAUAUCAAAAGAAGCUGAAAAAGUUAUUUCAAAGAUCAGAGAGCAAAGUGUGAAGUUGUCUCUGCCGGUGCCUUAUGUGGCGGUCCAUAUGAGAAUUGAGAAAGAUUGGAUGAUUCACUGCAAGAAAUUAGAGCAGAGAUUGAAUAUCAGUGAAAUUUGUAGCAGCAAGGAAGAGAUUAUGGAAAGAGUCCCAAACAUAAUAGGCCUCAAGAAUCCAAUAAUCAUUUAUCUUGCGGUUGCUGAUAGUCUUCUUCAAGAUGAUGAUUCUAUUUUGAAUGGUUGGGGCGAAGGGUUGACUAUACGUGAAAAGAAAACAAUGGGUGUUACCGAGAUUUAUAAAAAACAUCCUUACCUUAUUCAAUCAGCUAUAGACUAUGAAGUUUGUUUAAGGUCUGAUGUAUUUGUGGGAAACAGUUUUUCAACAUUUUCGAGCCUUGUGGUUCUUGAUAGAACUCAAAAAAUGAUCAAAACGGGCAGUACAAAUAUGUGCGGUGUGGAUGCGCGGUGGCCUUCGUUUGCUUAUAAUUUAGUUGGACCUUCUAACGGUCCUCGUCCGUGGGUGACAAAUAUGUCGGAUACAAGCUUGCAGUCUAUUAGCUAUGGUUCUAAUCAUGUCCAGUGCUGACUAUAUGCCAAGUUAGCAUUGUUUGGAUAUAUUACGUCUGGUACUGAUAUUGCCUUUACUUAAACGCAAAUUUUCGCUGUAAAAAAUGUACAGAAAACAUCAAUAUAGCAUUUUGAUUGCGGUACAUUAUAUCUUGUGGAAUUUGAUAUAAUUUUUAUCAUUUUGUCCUUUAUUUAUUUCUGUGUUUGAA
Molecule: messenger RNA, 1774 nt
Organism: Cuscuta epithymum
Lineage: Eukaryota; Viridiplantae; Streptophyta; Magnoliopsida; Solanales; Convolvulaceae
Source: the annotation of a GenBank genome assembly